Messenger RNA from Bemisia tabaci, 1085 nucleotides. RefSeq lists its product as uncharacterized. The record is from RefSeq and is a predicted model, not a curated record. Gene Ontology annotation, cellular component: extracellular matrix. Lineage: Eukaryota; Metazoa; Arthropoda; Insecta; Hemiptera; Aleyrodidae.
UUGAGUAUAUAAGCCACGGUCUUCAUCCCACAGAGCAUUAGUCGCUCGUUGUGUCUUCCUCUUUGCACAUCCUUCGCCCCAAUCAACCAGCCAUGGCUUUCGUUAAGGUUCUCUCCGCCGUCACCCUCCUCGCCACCCUGGGAUGCAUGCAGGCCGCCCCUCAGUACGCCGCCUACCCGGCUGCCCCGUACGCCGCCUACUCCCCCGUGGCCGCCCCAGUGGCCCCCGUAGCCGUGGCUGCCCGCCCCUUGGCCUACGCCGCCCCCGCCGCCAUCCCCAGAUCUGCCGACCCAGAGCCCUACGACCCGAACCCAUCGUACAACUUCGAGUACUCCAUCAACGACGCCGUCACCGGUGACUCCAAGAGCCAGCGCGAGUCCCGCAACGGAGACACCGUCACUGGAUCCUACAGCCUCGUCGAAGCUGACGGCACCCUCAGGACCGUCGACUACACCGCCGACUCCGUCAACGGAUUCAACGCCGUCGUCUCCAAGAGCGGCACCCCAGUCGCACCAGCCCCAGCUGCCGCCGCCCCUGCCGUCGUUGCCGCCCGCACCGUCGCCGCCCCCGCCGUCGCCCCAGUAGCCGUCGCCGCCGCCCGCCCCGUCGCCUACGCCGCCCCCGCCUACGCCGCUCCCGCCUACGCUGCCCCCGCCUACGCCGCCCCAGCCUACGCCGCAGCACCCGCCUUCCGCGCCGCCUACGCUGCCGCCCCCGUCGCCUACGGAGGCUACGCCCACCCCUACGCCGCCGCCCCCGUAGCUCGCUACGCCGCCCCCGCCUACAGCCCCGCUGUCGGCAUCGCCUCUACCUCCUUCUCCUCCCCUCACUCAAACUACGUCUACUAAUUCUCGCCCCUCCCACCUAACUCUGACUUAUAUUAAGUUAACACUCCUCUGAUCCUCUCCGGUGUUAAGCAAGUUUUAUUGCUUAUUGUGAUGUCCGCAGUCUGACUGAAGUUACACCUCCUCACCACCCUACCUCCGUCUCUUUUCUAGAUGUAGAUUUUGUUUUCCGCGAAUCUCUACUGUUUUUGUUACCAUCGUUCUCGAAAGGGAAAAAUACAUGCCCCUUUAAGAAAAGAA